UGCGCCAUCACAGCUCAGUUACGGCGUGCAAGUUAUUCGUAGCGUUACGCAGUGCUCGCUGCUAUCGUUCAAGUAAUAAAACAAAUAAGCAAUAGCAAUAACAAUAACAAAAAUAAAAGUAAUAAUAUUUCAUAAACACUGUGUGUGACAGUAGAGCCUUAUCGGGCGAGAGUGUAGUGCUACAACCGAUGUAUGCGAAUUAUCCUUGCGAUUUUUUUUCUUCAACAUUUUUAUUAUGGUGCGUGCGUGCGUGCUUAAUAUAUGUGCGUUUGUAUGUAUAUAUGCUCAUACGUGCGGGUAUUUCCGAUAUGACGUGUCCUGCGUACAGGCUUAAACCAUUGUGAAUUAAAGCAAUAAAUAUAUACACACAUACUCAUAUAUACGUGUAUGUGUAGAUGGAUGUAUGUGUAGUUAUAACACCAGGAUUUAGUAACGCAAUAACACAGUGUUGAAACGUGCACGCAUUUUACAUUUUUUUUUCACAUUUUAUUCCAUGUUUUUUUUUGUUUUUGUUUUACACCUGCUUUCACAUACUUAUAAAGUCAACGGCGCGGCAAAACUGCCACAACAGCAAAUAUACAUACAAACAAAAAAUAAUAAACAAAGCAAAAAAAAAAUGGAUAAAUUGUUGUCCCUUUUCGAAAAUGCUGACCCAUUCAAAACCUGGUGGCCAGCCAUUGCAGCGCUCGUGUUCGGUCUUGUUAUAAUAGUGCGCACACUGAUGAGCGGCCAACGUUGCCCCAAUGACAAUCAAAUACGCGAUCAAAUAGUUGUUGUGACAGGCGCGAAUAGUGGUAUCGGACUGGAGAUAGCUAAAGCUUUGGCGGCGCGUGGCGGACGCAUUGUAUUGGCUUGCCGCAACAUGGCCGCCGCGGAACGAGCGGCAAGGGUUAUCAAACGAGAAUUGGAAUGCCAACGCCUCCAUCCCACACACUCCAUCGCCGCAUCAGAUGCGAAGUAUUUUGUGGAGGCUCGCUACCUGGAUCUACGCUCCUUUGAGAGUGUUCAUCGUUUUGCGCGUCGCAUCACCGGCGAAUUCGAGCGCAUCGACGUGUUGAUAAACAAUGCGGGCAUUAUAUUCGGGCCACUUGGCGCGCGCACCAUUGACGGCUACGAGCUGCAUCUGCAGGUGAAUUAUCUAUCACAUUUUCUACUCACACAAUUGCUAUUGCCACACUUGCAACGCUCGCCUAGCGGUGGACGGGUGGUGAAUGUGACGGCACAUGCUCAUGCAGCGGCCAAAAUCGAUUUUGACGAUCCACUCAAUGUAGGCACAUGGGCGGUGAAUUUCCAUGCACGUGACGCAUUUGCUCACUCCAAGUUGGCGGUAUUGUUGGCCACACGCUGGUUGGCACGACAAAUGAAAGGCACUCCACUGACGGUCAAUUGUUGCACACCUGGUCUUGUGCGCGGCACCGGCCAUUUACGCAGCUCACCACUAAUGUCCGCCAUUAGUGUAAAAUUGAUGACUUUACCGUGGCGUUGGCUGUUCAUGAAGAAUCCAUUUGAGGGAGCCCAAUGCGCCAUACGUCUAGCCACCGAUCCGAAGCUUAAGAACGUGAGCGGCGAAUAUUUCAACGAUUGUGAAAUAGCACAGUCAUCAUUGAAUGGCCGAGAUAUCGCUUUGGCGAAGAAACUAUACAUGCAGACAAUCAAAGAAUUGGAAAAAGUUACGAAAUUGAUUAUUGAAAAAGAUAUUGAAAGCGAAACUUUGGCUCUAGAGAUGGCGCCGCAACCGGCAGAUGCGGAGGCAGAAAAUUAUAAAGUACAACAACAAGCUGGGCCCAAACGACCAAAAGAAGGGAAGGCGAAAGCUAAACAACAACAAUUGAAACAACAAAAGGCGUAAAAGUGGCACCUCCAAAUGAAGCAAGAACACAAAAUUUAUUAAAGCAGCAAAAACAAACAAAACUUAA
Molecule: messenger RNA, 1916 nt
Organism: Ceratitis capitata (Mediterranean fruit fly)
Lineage: Eukaryota; Metazoa; Arthropoda; Insecta; Diptera; Tephritidae
Product: retinol dehydrogenase 13
Exons: 6
Coding region: 494-1849 (451 amino acids)
Source: RefSeq, a predicted model, not a curated record